Molecule: messenger RNA, 420 nt
Organism: Durusdinium trenchii
Lineage: Eukaryota; Dinophyceae; Suessiales; Symbiodiniaceae
Source: the annotation of a GenBank genome assembly
AUGUCGCGCCAAGCCAAGGAGUACACCAUCGAGCAGCCUUUGAACGACGUGUGCGGUGGCUGUGCGGUGCGUGCCAAUGACCCUUUCGUCAAGGAGCGGGUUGGCAUUUGGCAACACGGCCCUCGUUUUAAGGUCUACAUGACUGGCAAUUUGCGUCAGCUGAUGAACAGCUUCGAGCGGCACUACAACGUGCCGCCCAUGCCUUUCAUUCCAACGCAAUGGCAAAAUUGGUUGGACCGGCACCAGUGCUACCAAACUCUUUGUGUCCGCUGUGCAUUGGAAAGAGGCUUUGACCCGCCGGAGGCCGGGAUCGGACCGGAGCGGUGCGGUGAGCGACGAAGGAGCGGUGGUUUUUUUUGGAGGGCCGGGCGGGAUGCGUCGGUUCAUGUGGCAGUUACCGACCGGCGUGUUGUUUGGUAG